GUUAAUUCGAGAUCCAUAACCCGACACCCGACCCGGAACUAUGUGAGGUCCAAUCGUUGCCAGCGGAUAGCAAAGAGGCGGAGAUAGAUUAAUCUUCGAUGCUUUUGCUCCCCCCAUCGGAAAAAUUAGGGUUUCGAGUCGCUCCUCGGAACCGGAUUCAAUCGGGAUGGAGAACACUGACAUUGACAUGGUAAUCAGCAUACCUGACACACCUGAUAGACCUGUACGCCGUGAGUCUAACAAGAGACCACGUUCUCCAGAAGCACCGGGUAGAUUCCAAAGAGGAGAGCACCGUCAUCACCCCAACGGCAGAGCCAGACCAGCUUCUGAUACACAAGCUGAGCACGGACAUGGACAUCGCUCUCGUGCUUCUGGAAGCAAUGCUUUGUUUAGGAGAACCGCUGUUGAGAAGGAUAAAGGCAAGUCUAUCUGCAUUGAUCAACGUAAUGGACAUCCUAAUGCUCUGUUUACAUCUGAAGGUGUGAGAGAAUCACGGCCAAGUGAUGAUGGUUCUUCUGCUAAUAAGGGUAAAGGGAUAGUAGUAGAGUGUGGCUCUGUUUCUAAUAGAGAAAGGAUUGACCUUUCCAGUGAGAGAAAACCCGUUAGAGGCACUAGAAGGCUGGUGAGAAACGGGUGCAUAUCUCCACAUGCAAUAGCAGCUAGGACUAGACAAGCUGCUGCUGAUGAUACCAAUUCUAAGGAUAGAGUUAGUCUUGAACAGGAGUUAGCUCUUGAAGCUGCGUCUUCGAUUGACAUUAGGGAGAUUGUUUCUGAUAAUCAUAGUCGCGGAAGGUCUAGAGGAAAAAGACCAGAGAUUCCCUCAAGCAGGGUGGCUAGUAGAGAGGCCUCGGAGGGAUGGGUUAGUACGCGCAGCAGGAGUUUAAAUAUCGACCAUGAAGUGGAUCGGAGGGAUGAGAGUGACACACGUGGAGCUUGUAGUUUCGUUUCAGGACUUGAUGUUCUGGAAAGCGGUGCAGUUGACAGAGAGGCUAGACCACAGCGGCGACGGAAAAAUGGAGUUACUCCUUCGAGGUAUGAGCCACAGGCUUCUGUCAUUGGAUCUUCUGGGGAACCAUCUAGCUCAAGGCCGCGCAAUUAUCAAAGACAAGGCAGACAAGUGUUGGAAAUUGAAGAUUCAUCUCCUGAAGUAAGGGUCUCCCGAGCUCCUAGACGUGUUGAAAACGAUGAAUCUGAUGAUGUGAAAGCAAGACAGAUAGAAGCAGAUGCGCUGAUGGCUCGUGAACUGCAAGAACAGAUGUACGCAGAAUCGACAAUUAGAAACGAGCAGAUGGACGAAACCAUAGCCAGGAUGAUGGAACAAGAGGAGAACUCUCGCCGUCCUUCUAGCCGUGCUUCUACUCGUAACACCAGAAGCUCUAAUACCAUUGCAGCAGAUCCAGGUGGGAGUAGUCUCGUGGAAGAACGACCGCAGCAACAUUCUUCUCGGAGGCGAAUGAAUCCUCCACAGGCUCGUGCUGCUGUUAGAGCACCACGACGGCCAGCUCCGCAUUUAGGCCGUGCACAUGCAUCACGACACGGACCUAUGCAUUUCAAUUUUCCAAGCGGCAUGGACGUUGAGUUGAGAAUGGACUUUCUGGAGAAUCUGGAGAAUGUUAUUGGACACAGCUUCAACAACAGCAAUCUUCUUCACAUGGAUCGUGACUUUACCGAAGAUGAUUACGAGUUGUUGCUAGCUCUUGAUGAAAAUAACCAUCAACAUGGGGGUGCUUCUACUAGUCGCAUUAACAACUUGCCAGAGUCCACAGUUCAGACCGAUAAUUUUGAAGAAACAUGUGUUAUUUGUCUGGAGACGCCGACGAUUGGAGACACUAUCCGUCAUCUGCCUUGUUUCCACAAAUUCCACAAAGAUUGCAUUGAUCCAUGGCUUGGACGGAGUAAAGCAUGCCCGGUUUGCAAAUUCUCUGUCACUUAAAACGAGGAUGUUUACUAAAAUUACUAUAGCACCCUUUCGACCCGGUGAUUUUGAUUCUGGGAUCAUUCUCUCUGGAAUCAUGUUGCUGAUAAAAGCAAACAUUCAUCGUCUCGGUCGAGUUUGAAACACCUCAUGAAACAGGGGUUUUACUACCGUUUACACUCCGAUGUGUUUUAAUACUC
This is a messenger RNA of Brassica rapa (field mustard), 2115 nucleotides long. Its product is annotated as zinc finger CCCH domain-containing protein 13. Gene Ontology annotation, molecular function: ubiquitin protein ligase activity. Gene Ontology annotation, cellular component: nucleus. Lineage: Eukaryota; Viridiplantae; Streptophyta; Magnoliopsida; Brassicales; Brassicaceae. Gene Ontology annotation, biological process: ubiquitin-dependent protein catabolic process. The record is from RefSeq and is a predicted model, not a curated record.